Molecule: messenger RNA, 3680 nt
Organism: Hypanus sabinus (Atlantic stingray)
Lineage: Eukaryota; Metazoa; Chordata; Chondrichthyes; Myliobatiformes; Dasyatidae
Product: L-asparaginase 1-like
Exons: 11
Coding region: 296-1411 (371 amino acids)
Molecular function (GO): asparaginase activity
Source: RefSeq, a predicted model, not a curated record
CGGCAAUUUUGCUACAAUAUUGCCAGUUCAGUCCAGUGGAGAGUGAAGGUUUAUUGAAGUUUGGGAAGCUGGAAGAAUUGAGGAAAGUUGGUGUUGUCGGCCGUAAAGCAGGGUUGACCUUAUUUAAUCUUCGUACAAGGAGUUAGUAAUCUGUGUCCAUGAUAACUCCUGCAUUUCUGAAAGCAGAAAGAGUUGGAUGCAGGGUUUCUCCAAGGGAAGACAGAUCUGAACUCCACACUUCACCCCUACAGUCCAAAGUGCUUCCAGUCUGUGCUGAACCAGGAGAGGCUUUGCAAUGUCAGAACUUAAGAUUUAUCUCUACUACACCGGUGGAACUAUCGGCAUGGGAUCUUCUGAGAGUGAAAGUCCUGCCAAAUUGGAAGCAUUUAUUAAACAGCUUAAACUCUAUCCUCAGCUACAUACAAAGUCUGAUGACAAAGGUUGGAUUUAUCUCCCGUCAGGUUCAGCAAGAGGAUUCCCUGAGCCUCAACGAGCCUUGAAGUACAUGAUUGAUGGCACAAAGGAUCCAAUUGAAUCCUGCAACAUGAAACCUCAAGACUGGCAGGAUUUGGCUAGAACGAUAUACGAUUGCUAUGAUGAUUAUGAUGGCUUUGUUAUCCUCCAUGGAACGGACACCAUGGCAUUCACGUCCUCUGCGUUAUCCUUCUUGCUUCAAGGAUUGAAGAAGCCAGUUAUUGUUACAGGAUCUAAGAUACCACUCUUCCACUCCAGAAGUGAUGCAGUUGACCACAUCCUCGGAUCUCUGUUGAUUGCAGGCUACCUGUCCCAUGUUGCCAGUAUCCAGCAGGUUUGUGUGUUUUUCAACUCUAAGCUCUUCCAGGGAAACCGUGUGGUUCAGCAGAGUUGUGAAGAUAUGGAUGCUUUUGGCUCACCCAGUAAUCUCCCUCUGUUGGAACUGAAUGUGCAGGUUAAAGUAAACAGCGAUACAAAGAAGGCAAAUGAGGGUGACUUGCAGAUUUUCACUUUGAAUCGCACACCAGACAUUGGAAUUCUUCAGCUCUUUCCUGGAAUUGAUGAAAGAUAUGUUGCAAGAUCCUUGGAAGGAGCAGAAGCGGUGAUCCUACUAACCUACGGCCUUGGUAACGUUCCUGACGACGACUGGUUCUUCAAACUACUGCGCAAAGCCGUGACCUCUGGGGCGUUGAUUGUUUGCAGCACCCAGUGCUAUCGGGGUGCUGUGUGUAAAGUUGCCCAGGUUAGUCCUGAGGUUCGCCAAGUUCAUCGGGCGUAUGAGAAGCUGGUCGCAGCCGGAGUCAUCCCCGGACAUGACUUAACAAUGGAAGCAGCCAUUGCCAAGCUGGUGUGGGUCCUGAAUCAAUCAGAGGACAGUGGACGGAGACGAGAGCUGAUGGAGCAGAACAUCUGUGGGGAAAUGACAGUCUGUCCGUAGGUCUGGAAACUGCUACAGGGUAAUCAUUCUGACCAGAACCAGAAGGCAACUCUUUGUACUCCACCGGCCAACGAACGUUUUCGGAAGUGUUGCUUUCUCAGAGUUUUUGUUUGUUUAUUAUAGACCACUUGAAGCUCAACACAAAUAUAAUUUCAGACUACUUGUAUCACAUGGGAAUUCAUGGAAAAAAGAAAUUAAUUAUUGAUUAUAUUGCAUAAUGGUGCUGAUGCUUUGCAAUAGUUCAACUAAGCUAAAAACGUUUUUGUUAAUGAUUUUUGUUUGUACUCAUUCUCUGGGGCUUCUUGCUUAAAUGUCCAACAAUAAUCAGCCACCAAAGAUGGAUUCCUGAUACCAUUUCUCCAUGACCGCAAAGUCCUGGUGAAACCUUUCACCGUGCACCUCGCUGACAGCACCAAGAUUUUCAGGGAAGCAGUCUAAAAGGGAAUGCAAAAAAUGAAUCUUUCCUGACAUGUUGUACUUCAUGGUUGUUCUGUAUACUUGAAGCAUGCUGUCAACCAGAUGUACAUAACUUGAUGCUCCACAGUUGCCAAAAUAAUUUGGGACAACAUCCUUUAAAUGCUUUCCAUGCAAUUUUUCUCUGGACCCUCUCGAAGUUCUUCGAAUUGCCUGUCAUUGAUGACCUGUUUGAUUCAUGGGCCAGCAAAAAUGCCUUCCUUACUCUUGGCAUCAGUUAUUCUAACUUGAAUUAUAAAUUGAAAUAACAAAUAAAGGGCGAUUUCAAAACAAUGUUGCAUGAUGGGAAAAUAGCAUGGUGAUUUUCACGAUCAGCAGCAAAAAAUCCAUAAGAUACAACCAAAGGUAUUCAGAAAGUAAAAUCUUUGUUGUCCAGUGGUUUUCCCUGCCUCUUUUCCCUCUGAAGGCCUUGAUCUGGCCAAGGAGACUGUAGGUGUGCUGUGCUUCUGAUCUUAGCAGGGAUCACAGUGAUCUUUCCUCCCCAGUGCAUAAACAAUUCUGACUUUCUCCUCCCUCCCUCUCUUAUACUUCUUAAGUAGAGAUAACCCUCAAAGUUUUGAAGCGAUUGGACCUACAUUUCACGUGACUGGAUUAAACUUAAAUACAUUCACUGUAAGUAAAUACAAAUUGGUGGAUGAACUUAGCAGGUCAGGCAGCAUCUGUGGAAGGAAAUCGACAUUUCAGAUACAGAUGAAGGGUCUCAAACUGAAAAGCUGAUUGACCAGCAGCUCACUGCUUUGUUCCAGAUUCCAGCAUCUGCAGUCUCUUCAAAGUUCAAAAUAAAUUUAUUGACUCAGUAUGUAGAUCAUAUACAACCUUGAGAUCCAUCUUCUUGCAGGCAAUUACAAAACAAAGAAAAGCAAUAGAACCCAUGAAAAACCACACUCACAUGCACACACACACUCACUCACACAUGCAUACACGCACACACACACACACUCACACACACCUUGUGCCUUUUACCAAAAAAAUCAGUAACUCAACAGUAAGACUUUUUGGAUCAAAACUAAAGAAGCUCGGCAUUGCUAAUCUUGGUUGGAAAGAGCUAGUUGGGCCAAAGAGCCUGCUUCCAUUCUGUAUAUCUCUGUUACUACAGUUCAAAGUAGAUUUUAUUAUCAACGAACAUGUAUGUCACCAUACACAGCCACAAGAUUAAUUUUCUUGUGGGCAUCCUCGAAAAAUCAAUAGAAUAUUAAACAUAAUCAUGAAUCAAUGAAAGAAGCCCAAACUGGGGCAUUCAACCAGAGUGCAGAAGACAACAAACUGCAACCACAAAAAGUAAUAAUAAUAAAUAAUAAAUAAAUAACUAUCAAGAACAUAAGAUGGGGAGUCCUUGAAAUUGAGUCCUUUGGUCGUGGCAACGUUUCAGUGAUGGGCCAGGUGAAACUGAUUGAAGUUAUCUCCUUUGGUUCAGGAGCCUGAUGGUUGGAGGUAACAGCUGUUCCUGAACCUGGUGGUGUGAGUCCUGAGGCUCUUGUAACUUCCUCCUGUUGACAGCAGUGAGAAGAGAGCAUGUCCUGGGUGGUGGGGGUUCCCAAUAAUGGAUGCUGCAACAGCAUUUCAUGUAGGCGUGCUCAAUACUUGCGGCAGCUUUCUCGUGAUGGACUGGGACACUUUGCUGAACAGUUAACUGCCGGCUAACUAUUACUUGGAUUGCACUACUUGUAUGUAUAACCUAUAUUUUCAUUUAUAUUUGUGAUUAUUAUUGUUAUGAGCAGAGAGACAACAUCUGCCGGAAGUAAAUUCCUUGUAUGUGCACAGGUACUUGGCGAUUAAAGUCUGAUUCUGAUUCUGA